GCACCGGGAAGCGGAGGGGAGCCAUGAACUUGAGAAACUUACCGGCAUGGGAGCUGUGCUUGUGUGGGAGGAAACAGAUUGUACUCAGUUCCUAGGAGCCGCUGACCAUUCGCCAGCAUGGUUGUUUUUACAUGCAAUGCAUGUGGAGAGUCUGUGAAGAAAGCACAGGUUGAAAAACAUGUGAACAUCUGUAGGAACUGUCAGUGUCUUUCUUGUAUGGAUUGUGGCAAGGAUUUCUGGGGUGAUGAUUAUAAAGAACAUGUGAAGUGUGUAAGUGAAGACCAGAAAUAUGGUGGAAAAGAUUUUGAAGCCAAAACUAACAAAGGAGAUGCUAAACAACAAGAGUGGAUUCAGAAAAUUCAUGAAGUAAUAAAGAAGCCAAACAUAAGCCCUAAAGUGCGGAACAUUCUGGAGCAAAUGCGUGUCUUUGAUAAUAUUCCAAGAAAAAAAGUAAAGUUUCAGAAUUGGAUGAAGAACAGUUUGAGAAUUACUGACAUCACUUUGCAAGACCAGGUGUGGGAUAUUUUCUCUGAAGCAACCAGAAAUAUCUCAAGUGAAAAAGAACAAGCCAAACCACAGCAGAAGGAAGAGGUGCGUUCUGUAGAAACUGGGGAACAAGCAAUGGCAGAAGAAAAUGGAAUUACAGAUGAUAAAACUGAGAGGAAAAAGAAUAAGAGAGAACGAAAAGAAGAGAGACAAAAGAACAAAAAGAAGGAGAAAAAGGACUUGAAAUUAGAAAACCAGACCGAAGUAAAAAAGAGUAAAAAGUCCAAAAAAGAAAAGGGGAGUUUGGAGAAUGAAUUUGAAAUAAAUGGAAAUGGCCAUCAGAGUGAAGUAGAAAAGGAAACAAAUGUAAAGAAACGCAAACAUAAACAUGCAGAAGAGGAACCUCCUAUCACAAAGAAGAGAAUGAAAACUGAAAACAUUUCAGAAGAUGUGGAAACAGAAAACAACAAUGGCAACGAAGAGAACGUGGGAGGAGGUAAAUUCAACUGGAAAGGAACCAUCAAAGCUGUCCUGAAACAGGCUCCAGACAAUGAAAUUUCAAUUAAGAAACUAAGAAAAAAGGUUAUAGCUCAGUAUUAUGCCAUAGCUGGUGAACAUCACAAAUCAGAAGAGGAUAUUCUGGUCAUAUUUAAUAAGAAAGUGAAUAACAAUCCCAAGUUUAAAGUUUUAAAGGACAAAGUUAAACUCCUGAAAUAAGAGUCUGCAUACAUUUCAUAACAUUGCAUUUUAAUCAGACUGAGACAAAUUCUUCUGUCAGCUGUACAAAUAUGUUGCACUGGUCUCAAAUUGUUUAUGUGAGAGCAGAAUUUUAAGACUGGAUUCCUCCUCUUUCUCUAGAUUUAUCACAGAACAUUUUCAGAUAUUUUAUUUUUUGAUCUUAUGGAAAAUGUAUAUUUUUUGGUACAAGUUUAAAGGAACAUUGAAAAUAAUUGUUGCCUAUUGUAUUAAAACUCUUCUUAUGAUAUAAUUUAUAGGCAGGAAUGUUUAUCGGGACCUUGGUUGUGUGUCUUUCUGCAGAAACUAUUGUAAGAGCAACUAGCAUUUUCAUAUUCAAAAUCCCACUGUGGAAUAAUGUUUUGUUAUGCUAAAAUUCUAUGACUGAUAUCCCCCUUAAUACGGGGCUUUAAUAACCUGUUAAUUCUGUGUAAUAACCUAUUAAUUCUUUGUUGUAACAUGCAUAAUAAAAGUGUCUGUCACAUUUGUGUAUGUAAUAUUGCACAGUCAGUGAAAAUCUGAAGACUGUUACCUGUAUAUACACUGCUACUGAAUGUCUUUAAUUAGUGACACAGCUGACUUCAGUGCCAGGGCUCACUUACACCAAAAAUGGAUGAAAUAAAUUACUUCGAAACAUCACCUUCAAUAUAAUAUAUCUUGACACUUUAUGAUUAUAUAAUAAACCCACAACUGACAUAGAAUUUGAAGAGGCUGUUACGUUGCUGUCACCAGAAUAAUUUAGGCAGGCCAGAAAUCCUACACAUACGUAAGAGACAGAGUUGUCCAGGAAAAGUUACUUGAAGUUUACAGAGGUUUAAUCAUGUGCAAAACAGUUCCAGAUAGGAAGUUUCCUACCAUGAAGUAGUCUGUUAAAAACAGUGGUAGAAAGCCAGGGAAGAUCUCUUGCAGUAAAAGAUAUGUUUUGGAAAAGUACACAGUGGUUUCCAGCAAAUACGCUUUUAUGAAACUCCAUUGUGAAAAUACCAGAAUUUAUAGGAAUUUUGGAUAUAUUAAAAAUAGAAAUAUGAAGAAAUUAACUGUCUGUUACACUGGGUCCAGUUUUAAUGAAUACAUAUUUGUCGUCUUAUAAAAGUUGCAAUCAAAUGUCUAAUAAAUUUAAGAUCCCUUAA
This is a messenger RNA of Melopsittacus undulatus (budgerigar), 2351 nucleotides long. RefSeq names its product Ly1 antibody reactive (gene LYAR). Gene Ontology annotation, molecular function: DNA binding. NCBI's taxonomy places the organism in Eukaryota, Metazoa, Chordata, Aves, Psittaciformes, Psittaculidae. The record is from RefSeq and is a predicted model, not a curated record. The coding region runs from base 118 to 1203 and encodes 361 amino acids. Gene Ontology annotation, biological process: negative regulation of transcription by RNA polymerase II; rRNA processing. Gene Ontology annotation, cellular component: nucleolus. The transcript is spliced from 9 exons.